AUGACUGACAUUACCGCUCAUCAUGCCGUCGCUUCGACACUUGGUGAGCAAGUCGCAUCCUGGGAAGCCAGAGUCAAAGACGCCCGUCGCAAAGGCGAUCCUUGCCAGACAACCGCUAUAGCUGCUGCAGCUGCAGAUGCGAUAGAGCAUCAAGUCAAAGUGCUCGCAAACCCCACCCAAGACGAGACUCGGGCUUUGAAAGCCGUCCAACGCUUCACUUACAAUGCUUCGGCAGACGCCUGGCCCGGAUGGCAACAGGUUGAAGAUGGCAGCCUCGAUAGGCCAACCCUGGUCGCGGCGAAGCGGCUCGCAAUCCACUCUGCAGAGCUGGUCGAUACACUGCAGCUUGGUGCCGUCCACCAGGGCACAGGCGCUUGGCUGGUGGCGGCCUUUGACCUGGCCCUGGGCAGACUCGAAGAUGCGCUGGCGGGAUUCUCCAUCUCUACUCAACGAUACCGGGCUGCCAACGCACCCGGCCUGGUGUUGUUGGCACAAGGCUAUUCUGCAAUCGCCAAGGGUCUCCUCAACCAGCAUUCCCGAGAAGCGAUUACAAAGGAUCUGGGGGCUAUCUUUGCUCAGAUUUCUUCUGGUGGGUAUGAAGACGGAACAGAGUGGAUUCAGCAACUUGAAACCGCUUUGGGUGUUUUCAGUCUCCACGUUGACUAA
Molecule: messenger RNA, 666 nt
Organism: Trichoderma aggressivum f. europaeum
Lineage: Eukaryota; Fungi; Ascomycota; Sordariomycetes; Hypocreales; Hypocreaceae
Exons: 1
Coding region: 1-666 (221 amino acids)
Source: RefSeq, a predicted model, not a curated record